Molecule: messenger RNA, 3873 nt
Organism: Alosa alosa (allis shad)
Lineage: Eukaryota; Metazoa; Chordata; Actinopteri; Clupeiformes; Clupeidae
Product: WD repeat-containing protein 48
Exons: 19
Coding region: 37-2064 (675 amino acids)
Biological process (GO): protein deubiquitination; double-strand break repair via homologous recombination
Molecular function (GO): ubiquitin binding
Source: RefSeq, a predicted model, not a curated record
CUCCUUGGAAGUUACGUCAUCCUGUCAACAUGUAAGAUGGCGACGCAUCACAGGCAAAAUGCUGCGGGGCGGAGGAAAGUCCAGGUGUCGUAUGUCAUCCGCGAUGAGGUGGAGAAGUAUAACCGCAAUGGAGUUAAUGCCCUGCAGCUGGACCCAGCCUUGAACCGGCUCUUCACCGCUGGCCGAGACUCCAUCAUCCGGAUAUGGAGCGUCAACCAGCACAAGCAGGACCCUUACAUAGCAUCGAUGGAGCAUCAUACAGACUGGGUCAAUGACAUCGUACUGUGUUGCAACGGGAAAACAUUAAUCUCGGCCUCCUCGGACACCACAGUAAAGGUCUGGAAUGCGCACAAAGGCUUCUGUAUGUCGACGUUGCGAACGCAUAAGGACUAUGUCAAAGCCUUAGCAUAUGCUAAAGAUAAGGAACUGGUGGCCUCUGCAGGCCUUGACAGGCAGAUCUUCUUGUGGGACGUGAACACAUUAACAGCUCUUACUGCCUCAAAUAACACAGUCACCACGUCUUCGCUUAGUGGAAAUAAGGACUCCAUCUAUAGCCUGGCUAUGAAUCAGAUGGGCACAGUCAUUGUGUCAGGCUCCACUGAAAAGGUAUUACGAGUUUGGGAUCCUCGAACUUGUGCCAAGCUCAUGAAGUUGAAAGGCCACACAGACAACGUCAAGUCCUUGCUCUUAAACCGCGAUGGCACACAGUGUUUGUCGGGCAGUUCCGACGGAACCAUCCGGCUGUGGUCGCUGGGCCAGCAGCGCUGCAUCGCCACGUACCGCGUCCACGACGAAGGCGUGUGGGCACUGCAGGUCAACGAGGCCUUCACACACGUCUACUCCGGUGGUCGUGACCGCAAGAUCUACUGCACGGACCUACGCAACCCGGACAUCCGUGUCCUCAUCUGUGAGGAGAAGGCCCCUGUCCUCAAGAUGGAGCUUGACCGAUCUGCAGACACUCCCUCAGCUAUUUGGGUCUCCACCACCAAGUCUACGGUUAAUAAAUGGUCUCUAAAGGGCAUGCAUAAUUUCCGAGCAUCUGGUGAUUAUGACAACGACUGCAGCACUCCCCUGACGCCACUUUGCACACAGCCAGAGCAGGUCAUCAAAGGGGGAGCCAGUAUAAUCCAGUGCCACAUUCUUAAUGACAAAAGACACAUCCUUACCAAAGACACAAACAACAAUGUAGCAUAUUGGGAUGUGUUGAAGGCAUGCAAGGUCGAGGACCUUGGAAAGAUGGAAUUUGAUGAGGAAAUCAAGAAACGUUUCAAGAUGGUCUAUGUGCCAAACUGGUUCUCUGUGGAUUUGAAAACCGGGAUGCUGACAAUCACCCUGGAUGAAAGUGACUGCUUUGCCGCGUGGGUGUCUGCCAAGGAUGCUGGGUUCACUAGUCCUGAUGGAUCUGACCCAAAGCUGAAUCUUGGAGGACUCUUACUGCAAGCCCUGUUAGAAUACUGGCCACGGACACACAUCAAUCCCAUGGAUGAGGAGACAGAGCUCAACCACGUGAAUGGGGAGCAUGAGAGCAGAAUACAGAAAGGAAAUGGCUACUUCCAGGUGCCUCCACACACCCCUGUCAUUUUCGGGGAGGCAGGAGGGAGAACUCUGUUCAGGUUACUCUGUCGAGAUUCAGGUGGAGAAACUGAAUCCAUGCUGCUCAACGAGACCGUUCCACAGUGGGUUAUUGACAUCACAGUGGAUAAAAACAUGCCGAAAUUCAACAAAAUCCCAUUCUACCUCCAGCCACACUCAUCCUCUGGAGCAAAAACGCUGAAGAAGGACCGCUUGUCAGCAAGCGACAUGCUGCAGGUGCGCAAAGUGAUGGAGCACGUCUACGAGAAGAUCAUUAACUUGGACAACGAGUCCCAGGCGGGCGGGACGGCCAGUGAGAAGCCCAGUGAGCAGAAGGAAGAGGAGGACAUGGCCGUGCUGGCGGAGGAGAAGAUCGAGCUACUGUGUCAGGACCAGGUCCUGGACCCUAACAUGGACCUGCGGACAGUGAAGCACUUCAUCUGGAAGAGUGGGGGCGACCUAACGCUUCACUACCGCCAGAAGUCCACGUGAGGGCAGGAGGGGGGACUGCUGCACUCCAAACCAACGCCUGUUCCUACCCCUCUCCCCCCCAACCCUCUCCACCCUCAGGGUGCCAACAUGGACCACUGCACUCAGCCCACACACCCACCCUCUUCCAUCAGUAACACUUUAGGAGGCAAACCAACCAACUACUCACAGAUAUGCCCCCAUACCCUCACACCCCUACUUGCUUCAUAUCUCAGUCAUAAACCACCUGGUCACUAAAGCUGUUGUCACCUCUGCACUAGUGGAAGUGGAGUGUCAUUUUGAAUCUGCCAUGUUCAGACAGAAAUGGUUAGCCGGCUUGAAUGAGGAGGAAAAGGUCCGGCAGAUCCUGCUUUGUACAGUGAAAACAGACUCGUCAUCAGUGGAGUUUGUCACUUUAUUUAAUAUGACUCCUUUUUUUUUAUCGAUGUAAUACAGAUUUGUCUUGGUAUCUGAAUCAACACCUUUUUUUUUUCUUGAGAGAUGCCCCAACAACUGAUAGUUCUUGUUGGGACAUCUUAGACCAAGGUGUUAUGAAUUUGUCCUACAUUCCAGGGAUUUCUUUUCUGUUCCAUAUUCACCAACACCACCCCUCCUCCAGCUUCAUUCAUAACUGUCCACAGGGUUCAGACAGGAAGACGAGGAGGAAAUCAAAGGGAUGAUCACAAUCCUGACCUGCAUGACAGGCAGCAUUUUAAUACAAUCAGCUAAUUCAUAGAAUGUAAGAGAGCACUGCUUUUAAAAAACAGGAAGCCUAUCCUGAGCAAUGCGUUGUUCUUUAGGCACAGGGGGCUCAGACAACUUAACAUAUGGACUCAAAAUCUCAUAUUGCAUUGCUGUCUUAGGUUGCUCCUCGUAAAUCAUUGAUGCCGCCAUUUUGUAAAUAUAUUGUAAUUAUUUUGUAGGCAAACUGACUGAUGAGUUGUUGACCCUGAUGAUCAGGAUUUUUUUUUUUUUUUUUAAAGCAAACAUAUGUUUUCUUCAAAAGGGUGCUUUUUUCACAUGUAAAUGAGAUGAGAUUCAUGACAGGUGUGCUGGUGGAUUCCCAGGAGUUAGAUUUCCAGUACAGGACCGUAAAAGGUGUGUGUGUGUGGUUUUACUUGUGAUUGUCUGCUGCUAACCAUCAGGAUACCUUAACAGGAGAGGGAUUAGGACAAGAAGUCUACAGAAAGCACACUGGUCACAUUGUGUGAACUGAUACUCCACAUGAACAGCUCAUAGUGGUUGCAUUGACAUGGACCCAUCUUGUGAACCACUGUGUAUUGACAUUAGGGAAUGUAAGCAACAUGUGGUUCAGUUAGGGUCAUACCCAGUGCUUCAUGAAUGAUGAUCCAUUGGUGCAUUGUCUAUGCUGUAUUCUGCUCUGUGCAUGCAAUAUCAGUGAUUUAUGUAGUUGCUCCUGGUGGGACAGUGUGACCAAAUACCGUUGAGGAACAGAAGAACUUGACAGAUCAUACAACAGGGAUAUGACUGGAUGGUGGAAUAACUCAGAUCAUUUUUUUUUUAUUUUAUGCAAAACAUUAUACUGUGCCCAGCUCAAAAAGCAGAUGGACUACAACAAUGUGAUCUGCACAGUGCUAAAACCUGUAUAAUAACAAAGAAUAUAUUUGGUGUUAGUAAAACGAUGGAGAAGGUACAGCCUAACUAGUUGUUGAAUUAAAGGCUCAACACAAACACAAAGCAAAAUGCUCUAGGAAAUAUCCAAGGCCUCCACAUCCACUACCCUAUAUCCUUGCUCCUUGUGUUGAUUGUAAUUAAAUGUAGUAUAUUUUGGGUAAAUAACUGCUUAAUAAAUUAACCAACAUCAAGAAAAAA